Messenger RNA from Eleginops maclovinus (Patagonian blennie), 2668 nucleotides. RefSeq names its product dual specificity protein phosphatase 16. The record is from RefSeq and is a predicted model, not a curated record. Gene Ontology annotation, molecular function: MAP kinase tyrosine/serine/threonine phosphatase activity; MAP kinase tyrosine phosphatase activity; protein tyrosine/threonine phosphatase activity. Gene Ontology annotation, biological process: protein dephosphorylation; negative regulation of MAPK cascade. Gene Ontology annotation, cellular component: cytoplasm. NCBI's taxonomy places the organism in Eukaryota, Metazoa, Chordata, Actinopteri, Perciformes, Eleginopidae.
CAUCUUGUCAGCAAAGUCCUGAAGCUCUCACCUACGAUAUUCUAUUAUGCAAUCCUUCUGAAGUUUAUCAGUUAUUAAACACGCAAUAGUAUUAUUGCAGCAUCAAUGAGUGAGAGGUAGAGGCGGUGUGUUUAGUAUGUAACUCCACGCGUCCUUCCCCCUCUACUCAUAUACAAUACAAUAUAAGCUAUAUGCUAUCUGAGGCUAAAAACAACAUCCGGUAAUACUACCGGAAUUGGACAAAUACGAUCCGUCCAGAAACAGUGAAUUAUCUUUUAAUGUUCCGUUUCAAUAUAUUGAUUAUUUCUAACAUUAGUACAGGUUAGGAACUUGGGCGAGAUAGCUGAUAGCCCCCCAAGUCUGUAUGCAGGGAUGUGGACUACAGAGCAGCUCGCGCGAUUAUGUUAGCUGUCAGCUGUUAGCUAGCACAAACCACACCCGGUCAAGAACAAAGCGGAGCCGUAUUGUAGUGGGGAGUCUGCUGGGGGGUUUUCAAAAAAAAAAGGACCGUGCAGCAGAGAUAUAACAGGAGAGAGACGACACACUGCUGCGAAAUACCAGCAUGCUCCGAUCUCGACCUCGGUGUUUAAACUAGGGGGUACAAAUACUCAAAGAUUAAAUGGGUACACUGCAGUUGAUCAUAGUGUAGUGUGUUGUAGUGAGCAGAGGUGGGAGAAGUACUCUGAUCUUGUUCUUGAGUAAAAGUAGAAGUACUCAGGUCUUGUACUUGAGUAAAAAUAGAAGUAUUCAGAACUUGUACUUGAGUAAAAGUAGAAGUAGCUACCAGAGUGUAGUAAUACUCUGUUACAGUAAAAGUAUUCUAAAUGUUCCUCCAGUGAAAGUAGAAAGUACUCUCAUCUAAAUGUACUUAAAGCAGCGACAGUAAAAGUAGUCAUUGUUUGAUUGGUCCAUUUCAGAAUAAUAUCUCUGAUAUGUUUUAUAAUUAUUGAUCAUUAAAGUGUUCUCAGAGCUGGUAAAGGUGCAGCUAGUUUGAAUGGCUUUGUAUACUGCAGGGUAGCUGCUGAAUUUACUCCAGGUGAACUAAAGUCUGAUUUAAGGGUUGGUUAUAUUUACUAUCAUUAAUCCAGAUCUGUAAAGUAACUAAAGGUAUUAAAUACAUGUGGUGGAGUAAAAGUACACCAUUUACCUCUGAAUUAUAGUAGGCUAGAAGUAUAAAGUAAUACCUCGAAAUUGUACCUGAGUAAAUGUACUUAGAUACUUCCAAUCACUGUGUGCUGGCAUGUGACAAUAUUGGAGUUAAAACCAUAUGAAAUGCCGUCAUUGAAUAACCUAUGCAUGUGUAUAGUUUGUGGUGCUUUACUCUCGCAGCGUAUAAAGGCUGACAGCAGUCAUGGCUUUUCCUCCAUCUCUGCUGUUGAGGCGCGCGCCGCUGAUACAGCAGAGAUGCUGCUGCGCGUGUGGAAUGUGGCAGGGCGCUGAUUGGCCGAAGAUGACAUCACCCACUCAAGAUCUAUUGUUGGAGAGAGGAUGAGCUCAUCGUUUGGAAGUCAGUUAGUGAGCGCAGAGUGAGGAUAGAGGACAGUCUGCAGACUGAGAGCUGCUCUGGGAUUCUACAGGAAUUUAUCCAGCAACACUUACAAUAUGGUUUUGUACCGGGAGAAGGAGGCGGAGCACCCCCCCAUGUCAGUCAUCCUGCCGCGGCUCUACCUGGGAGCACAGAGCGACGUGACGCAGGAGCGGCUGGCCUCUCUGGGGAUCUCCUAUGUAGUGAGUGUGAGCCGGUGCAGUCCUGAGCUGUCCUUCCUGCCUCGCUCCCGAUGUCUCCGUGUCCCCAUCGAUGACUCGCUGUGGGACGACCUGCUGCCCUGGAUCCCUCAGGCUCUGCACUUCAUCGAGGCAGCGAUGUCCUCCGGAGCCUCGGUGUUGGUCCACUGUGCGGCGGGAAUCUCCCGCUCCCCCGCUCUGGCUGUGGCCUACAUCAUGUACAGCCUGGGGAUGGACCUGGAUCAGGCCUACAGGUAUGUGAAAGAGCGCCGGCCCUCCAUUUCCCCAAACUUCAACUUCCUGGGUCAGCUGCAGCACUUCCAGCGCACUCUGAGCCAGCAGCAGCCGGACAGUCAUCUGCCAUCCACCACUGACAGCCAGAUCAUGAAUCAGCUGGCUGACGGCGACGCAGCAGAGGAGCAGGGGCCCCAGAGAGACGAACCCCAGCAAAGGCCCUCCCACUCACAGCUGUCAGGGAGACCUGACACUUUUCAUUUGACUCUUAAUCAAACUCAGCAGCAAGUCCACAUGCCAGGUGACGGUCCAGCUGUUAGCCCCUGUGAGCCAGUCACACCUGCAGAAAAGCACACAACACUACAACUCCCAGCAGCCUCUGCUUCUCUAUUAGAGAAACGCAAAAGCCUCACCCUCCUCCUGACCCCUUUGGGCACCCCAGCAGGUUGCAGCCAGCAGGCAAAGUGCAGCUCCACAUCCAAAACUGUCUAUAGCAGUGAGGCGGGUACCACACAUCCCCCCAGGCACAGGGAGCAGAGUCAACCCCCCCAAAAGUGCAGCACAGAAGAGAUGAAGGAGCAGGGUCUGCUGUCCCCCUUCAGCCUCACCCUCAACAAGCUGCUGGUAUGGGGGGAGAGGCUCCUGCUGGGGGGGCUGUUUUUCCCCCCUGUAAAGAUGGGACAGCCUGCGCUGCCCUACAGGUGCUGAG